UUGCACUGUGGAGAAUGUGUUCAGCAAAAGAAAUUUCUACUAAUUUUGUGUUUGGCGAUUCUCUAGUUGAAGUGGGGAACAACAAUUAUAUUGCGACUCUCUCCAAGGCUGAUCAUCCUCCCUAUGGAAUUGAUUUCGGAAAGCCUACCGGGAGAUACACAAAUGGAAGAACCAUCAUUGAUAUUGCAGGUCAGACUCUGGGUUUAAAGGAGUUCACUCCUCCUUACUUGGCUCCCACAACAGCUGGAGCAGUAAUUCUGAGGGGUGUCAACUAUGCUUCAGGUGGAGGUGGAAUUCUUAACGAAACAGGAAAAUUAUUUAUUGGUAGAAUAAACUUGGAUGCACAGAUAGAUAACUUUGCAAAUACCAGAGAAGACAUUAUCUCAAGCAUUGGUCGUCCUGCAGCAGUAGAGCUACUUAGAAGAGCUCUCUUCUCGGUAACAAUCGGGUCAAACGAUUUCCUCAAUAACUACUUGUUGCCAAUUAUAACUGAGUUUAAGAGGAAGUUGAUACCUCCGGAAACCUUUGUUGGCAUUUUGAUUGCAAGAUUCAGACUACAACUCACAAGACUGUACAAUUUGGGUGCAAGGAAGAUGGUUGUAGUAGGUGUAGGACCUCUUGGGUGUAUACCCUAUCAAAUGGAUAUAAAUUUUGUUGCUGAUCCAGAUAGCUGUGUUGAACUUACAAAUCAACUAGCGCGGUCAUUCAACAGCAAGCUACAGACCCUCGUCACCGAACUAAACACAAAUCUAACUGGGGCGAAAUUUGUUUAUGCGAAUGUUUAUGGUAUCUUCCACGACAUCAUUGAGAACUACAAAUCAUAUGGUUUUGAGAAUGCAAACUCCGCGUGCUGCGGAUUUGGUGGGCGCUAUGGGGGUCUAGGCUCAUGUGGUCCUCAGCCAUCAGAAGUUUGUGAGGACCGGUCUAAGUAUGUGUUUUGGGACGCUUACCAUCCUUCUGAGGCAUGUAAUAUGAUCAUAGCAGGGCGUCUCUUGUAUGGGAACUCCAGCGAUAUUUCACCCAUGAAUAUUGUGCAACUCCUCCAAUCUUCUUGAUCUGCACUCAAAGGACGUAUUAUUAGUUCAUGAAACACAGAACAUUAAUAACAAUGCAACUGAAGAGAAUGGUAACUAUUUGCGUAAGGAUUGCCCAAAAGAGUAGCCAAAAUCAUUGGAAUAUUUAUUGGUUGAUCUUG
Rosa chinensis is the source of this 1195-nucleotide messenger RNA. RefSeq names its product GDSL esterase/lipase At4g16230. The record is from RefSeq and is a predicted model, not a curated record. Gene Ontology annotation, molecular function: hydrolase activity, acting on ester bonds. Bases 15 to 1055 code for a protein of 346 amino acids. The transcript has 5 exons. Lineage: Eukaryota; Viridiplantae; Streptophyta; Magnoliopsida; Rosales; Rosaceae.